This is a messenger RNA of Fundulus heteroclitus (mummichog), 2413 nucleotides long. RefSeq names its product gastrula zinc finger protein XlCGF57.1-like. Gene Ontology annotation, molecular function: RNA polymerase II cis-regulatory region sequence-specific DNA binding; DNA-binding transcription factor activity, RNA polymerase II-specific. Gene Ontology annotation, biological process: regulation of transcription by RNA polymerase II. NCBI's taxonomy places the organism in Eukaryota, Metazoa, Chordata, Actinopteri, Cyprinodontiformes, Fundulidae. The record is from RefSeq and is a predicted model, not a curated record. The transcript is spliced from 3 exons. The coding region runs from base 1 to 1674 and encodes 557 amino acids. Gene Ontology annotation, cellular component: PcG protein complex; transcription regulator complex.
AUGACGGCUCCACUUGUGAAACCCAGAGUUCUGCAGGACCCAUCAGAUGUUAAGGAGAAGCAGAUUAUUAAAGAAGCUUCUUUAGACCACAGACCUUUUGCCGACCUGCAUGUCCCAGACCAAAUUAAAGGCAGAGAGCUUCCAGGAGAGAAUGAUGGAAAAGAAUCCAUCAAGACACAAGAUCAUGGAGAUGCUUCUAUUUCUUCAGAGGCUGAAGACACUAAGGAGCUUGAAGAAGACAGUGACGUAGAGCACCCUCUCUCUGAGCUGAAACACUUGUCAGACUCUGGAUAUAAGAAAUGUUUUACAGGGAAGAAUAAAUGUAGGAAAGGCAACACAGGAGUUAAGCUUAGCUGCAAAGACUGUGGCAAAACAUUUAUGGGAAAAUCAGCUUUAAACAGACACAUGAGAAUACACACAGGAGAGAAGCCUUUCUGUUGUGAUCUGUGUGGACAAAGAUUUAGCGAAAAGGGAACUUUAAACAGACACAUGACAAUCCAUACAGGACAGAAGCCUUUCUGUUGUGAUCUGUGUGGACAAAGAUUUAGCAUAAAACGUUCUGUAAACAAACACAUGAGAAUCCAUACAGGAGAGAAGCCUUUCUGUUGUGAUCUAUGUGGACAAAGCUUUAGCCAAAAAUCGAAUUUAAACACACACAUGAAAAUCCAUGCAGGACAGAAGCCUUUUUGUUGUGAUCUAUGUGGACAGAGAUUUAGACAAAAAUCUUAUUUAAACAGACACACGAGAAUCCAUACAGGACAGAAGCCUUUCUGUUGUGAUCUAUGUGGACAGAGAUUUAGACAAAAAUCUUAUUUAAACAGACACACGAGAAUCCAUACAGGACAGAAGCCUUUCUGUUGUGAUCUAUGUGGACAAAGAUUUAGCGAAAAAGGAUCUUUAAACAAACACAUGAGAGUCCAUACAGGACAGAAGCCUUUCUGUUGUGAUCUAUGUGGACAAAGAUUUAGCAAAAAAGGAUCUUUAAACAAACACAUGAGAAUACACACAGGAGAGAAGCCUUUCUGUUGUAAUCUAUGUGGAAAAAGCUUCAGUCAAAAAGAAAAUUUAAACAGACACAUGAGAAUCCAUACAGGAGAGAAGCCUUUCUGUUGUGAUCUGUGUGGACAGAGAUUUAGCCUAAAAGAAAGUUUAAACAAACACAUGAGAGUCCAUACAGGAGAGAAGCCUUUCUGUUGUGAUCAAUGUGGACAGAUAUUUAGCAUAAAAAGUUCUUUAAACACACACAUGAGAAUCCAUACAGGAGAGAAACCUUUCUGUUGUGAUCUGUGUGGACAAAGAUUUAGCGAAAAAGGAUCUUUAAACAAACACAUGAGAGUCCAUACAGGAGAGAAGCCUUUCUGUUGUGAUCUAUGUGGACAGAGAUUUAGCAUAAAAGGUUCUUUAGACAGACACAUGAGAAUCCAUACAGGACAGAAGCCUUUCUGCUGUGAUCUAUGUGGACAGAGAUUUAGCAUAAAAAGUUAUUUAAACACACACAUGAAAAUCCAUGCAGGACUGAAGCGUUUCUGCUGUGAUCAGUGUGGACAAAGAUUUAGCACCAAAUCUGAUUUAAACAGACACAUGAAAAACCAUACACUGCAAGACAAGGCAAGUUUGUUGUUUAGUACAUUUCAGUACAAGGACAAUGCAACUGAAACUAAGGGCAAAGAAUGAUUUUUAUAAACAAUUGGGCUAAAAUGGAAUGCAUGGGGGACCAGGGACACGUCUAAAGGAAGUAUGACAACAGUUACAUUUAGUUUUGCUUUAUGGGCAGUGGGGAUGAAAGACCAAAAUGUGUUUGUCUUCAAUUGCUAGCAAUCAAGCUUUGUAUCUGGUGGUGCAGCGCAUCACAAUAAGUAAGAAGCCACACUCAGUUGGAAUGAACUUUGUGUUCAUUCCAGCUAACAAUUUAAAAACUGCCCUGCCUUAAGAUGACACGGUGAGGAGAAGAAUUAAAGAACUAUCUGCCGACAUUCAGGUACAGUUAUUGGAUAGACUUCUUUCAUUGAUGAAUAGCUGUGACUGUGUGUAACAAAGCCCGAAGAAAAUUUUUACAAGAAUUUUUUUUGGUUUUCUGCCAAAAGUUUGAAAAUAAAUGGGGUUUUUUUUGUGCUAAAAUGUAACCAAUUAAAAGUCUUUAAUCUGAUAAAUGGACCAAAUAGGGUUCACUGGAUUGUCUUUCAGUCUUCUCAAAACUUAUUUUCUUGUAAGCUUGAAUUUGUUAUAUUUAAAGAAAACACCCUGUAAAAAAACAAAACAUACUUUGAAUAAAUGUUUUCUGUAUUUAAAGCGAUAAAAUCUUUUUUUUAUUCCUUUAGCAUAUUGGUUAGUGAUCGAUCAACACAGGCUAUCUAUCUAUCUAUCUAUCUAUCUAUCUAUCUAUCUAUCUAUCUAUCUAUCUAUCUAUCUAUCU